AAAAAAAAAAAAAAAAAAUCUGGGAACAGGAGCGGAUGGGCUGAGCAGCACUUGGGAAACCGCGCGGACUUUCUGCUAGGACUCGGGCCCUACGUCUGCUCAGCCCCGUGGCUCCGCGCACCUACCAUCAUGGAGCUGCGGCCUCGUCUCGGAGCCACCUGUUUGCUGGGCUUCAGUUUCCUGCUCCUCGUCACCUCUUCUGAUGGACAUAAUGGGCUUGGAAAGGGUUUUGGAGAUCACAUUCAUUGGAGGACACUAGAAGAUGGGAAGAAAGAAGCAGCUGCCAGUGGAUUACCCCUGAUGGUGAUUAUCCAUAAGUCCUGGUGUGGAGCUUGCAAAGCUUUAAAGCCCAAAUUUGCAGAAUCUACAGAAAUUUCAGAACUUUCCCAUAAUUUUGUUAUGGUAAAUCUUGAGGAUGAAGAAGAACCCAAAGAUGAAGAUUUCAGCCCUGAUGGGGGUUAUAUUCCACGAAUCCUGUUCCUGGAUCCCAGUGGCAAGGUGCGUCCUGAAAUCAUCAAUGAGAAUGGAAACCCCAGCUACAAGUAUUUCUACACCAGUGCUGAGCAAGAAACUGAGAAAGUGAAUGACUUUAAUGAAUGGGUAACAAAUUCUUCCACAAGGGUUGCCUCAGAGGAGCUAAUUUCCUGGAAGAACGUCGACACAGAGAUGGCUUCAGUGACUGAUGGUAAAGCCGGAGUCAAAGAUGCUUCUGACCAGAAUUUUGACUACAUGUUCAAACUGCUCAUCAUCGGCAACAGCAGUGUUGGCAAAACAUCCUUCCUCUUCCGCUAUGCUGACGACACCUUCACCCCAGCCUUCGUCAGCACCGUGGGUAUUGACUUUAAGGUGAAGACAGUCUACUGCCACGAGAAGCGAGUGAAGCUGCAGAUUUGGGACACGGCUGGACAGGAGCGGUACCGGACCAUCACCACAGCCUAUUACCGUGGAGCCAUGGGCUUCAUCCUGAUGUAUGACGUCACCAAUGAGGAAUCCUUCAAUGCUGUCCAAGACUGGGCUACUCAGAUCAAGACCUACUCCUGGGACAAUGCACAGGUCAUCCUGGUGGGGAACAAGUGUGACAUGGAGGAAGAGAGGGUUGUUCCCACCGAGAAGGGCCGGCUCCUCGCAGAGCAGCUGGGGUUUGACUUCUUUGAAGCCAGCGCCAAGGAGAACAUCAGCGUGAGGCAGGCCUUCGAGUGUCUGGUGGAUGCCAUUUGCGACAAGAUGUCUGAUACGCUGGACACAGACCCCUCCUUGCUGGGCACCUCCAAGAACACCCGUCUCUCAGACACCCCGCCACUGCUGCAGCAGAGCUGCUCAUGCUAGGCAAGGCCCACUGUCCUGAUCUCCCUUCAUUGUGGCACCGCACCCACUUUGCUUCUCCGUUAUACUCUGUCUUCCCUCAGCUGAUUUGCUGCUGUUCCUUGCCUGCAGUGAAAGUGGAAGCAUGCCCCUGGGGUUCUCUAUGGAUGGCCCCACUCACAGACACUCAGCACUAGACUAACUAGGUCGUAAUGUGGGCAGAGGUUCAUUUUACAAAAGGAGAAUCCACUUUAUGAAGGGAAUUCACUACAGGGACUUGGAAAAGCGAGUCUCUUUCCUGCCUUUAAAAUAAGAUUUCCUCCCUUGACCAAAAUUUGACACACCCACGCACACUUUUCAGGGCCUGGCCAACUGUGUAAAGUGAGACACACCUGCAUAGCUAAUCCUUUUGAAAAAGACCUCUCCAUACACAACCUGCUUGUUUCAUAUCAGGCUCCCUGUGGGGAUUCCUCUCACCACUAGACAAGCCUUGUUUCUCAAAGCCCUCGCCUGUUACCACGGAUGCCCACAGGGCCUGGGCAGUUGCUGUGGUGACAGGCCAGAGCUAAUCUCCAGAAAGCUCAGCCUCUCUAAAUGAUGCUGAAGGAGCAAAGGCUGAGUCAGAAACACACUUAAAAGAAAAAGAUUAUCCCCUGCAAAAUGUCAAAGGUUCCUGCUAUAUGAAAGAGCAAGUGCAUGAGCUCAAGAAAGACAAAGAGAGAAAAAGAGAAACACAGGCAAGAUAAACAGGUCACGAAUUUCUGAUUUUGCUGCUUUCCAGUAGGUUCUUAACUGUGGAACUCCAUGACAUUGGUCAUUGGUUCUUAGACUCCCAGAAUCUGAAAAAUUUAUAGUUGGUGGAAUCCCAAAUUUUACCAAGUCUCACUAGUCAAUUCCAAUCUUCAUGUCUCUGACAAUUGGCUGUCAAGCCUCACAGCCAAAUCUCUUCUAAAGCAUACCUUCUAGGCAGGGAUGGGAGCUCAGUUUCCACACCAUCUUUGGCCAUCUCUCAUAAUCAGAACGUCUUCCUUGCUUUAAGCUGAAAUCUGCCUCCUGGAAAUUCUUCUUCCUCUUCCCACUCCAUUUGUACCAGCUCUGCUGUCAGAGACUUCACAGUCUCUGCUCCCUCUGCCCCGUGACACCCUUAGAUGAUUUGAGAACAGAAAUUAUGACCCCUGGAAUCUGCCCUUUCUCUAAAUCAAAUAGUUCUAAUCCCAUCUGCCCUUCUUCUUAGGGUCUUCUCCCCAUCCUGCCCUUUCCUCCAGCCCAUGUUUCAAUCACUCUUGAGUAGUCCAACUGGGAAAUGUGAUUCAAAGCAGAAUAAAUCUAAGGGGGUAUGACCCUGAAAAAAUUGGGAAAAGUGAACUCAGAGGUCCCAAUCCUAACCUCCUUCUCCUGAGGGUGAAAGCUUAGUUUCUACUGAAGAGCAGAUGUGAAACUCCUUCUGGUGGAAACCACUUAAUUAAACACCCAAAGAAAACAAAAAACAAAAAACACGCCUCUGACACCAGCAACAAACUGACUGCAUCAGUUCAUGGUUCUAGCUUGUUUGGACACAGGCACAUGUUUGGUUUUUGACUGAAAUAAUGAUGUGGAGCUAGCAAUGAUUCCUGAAAAUCUUUCCUCCCAGCCUUGACCUGAAUCCCCAGCUUGACACUUCAGAAGUCAGUGGGGGAGGAGGGAGAGUCUCUCCCAAGUUUUCUCUCCAUUUUAAAUGCAGCUUAUUUUCCUAGGAAAGUGCAUUAACUAGCAACAGGUCCAAUGACUACAUAAAAGGACCCUUCAGGGUCAGCUCUGUGGAGAUGUUGCCUUCUUUGACACAGUGCAGAGGAUGGCGCUUUGGACUUGGAAUCAGGAGACUCAGACUCUGCCCAUAAAUCAAGUGUGACUCUGGACCAGUCAUUCCCCAUCACUGAGUCUUGAUUUCCCACUUAUAAAAUGAGGGAGGUGGGCUUCCCUGGUGGCGCAGUGGUUGAGAGUCCACCUGCCGAUGCAGGGGACACGGGUUCGUGCCCC
Molecule: messenger RNA, 3318 nt
Organism: Aethalodelphis obliquidens (Pacific white-sided dolphin)
Lineage: Eukaryota; Metazoa; Chordata; Mammalia; Artiodactyla; Delphinidae
Gene: TXNDC12
Product: thioredoxin domain containing 12
Exons: 12
Coding region: 130-1326 (398 amino acids)
Cellular component (GO): endoplasmic reticulum
Molecular function (GO): GTPase activity; GTP binding
Source: RefSeq, a predicted model, not a curated record